Messenger RNA from Temnothorax curvispinosus, 3197 nucleotides. RefSeq names its product ankyrin repeat and death domain-containing protein 1A-like. Gene Ontology annotation, cellular component: cytoplasm; nucleus. Gene Ontology annotation, molecular function: protein binding. The transcript has 14 exons. NCBI's taxonomy places the organism in Eukaryota, Metazoa, Arthropoda, Insecta, Hymenoptera, Formicidae. The coding region runs from base 272 to 1942 and encodes 556 amino acids. The record is from RefSeq and is a predicted model, not a curated record. Gene Ontology annotation, biological process: signal transduction.
UCUCGUAGCGUGAAUAUCGUCGGGCGAGCUCUCGUCGCGGAGGAAUCGUGGCGGAAGAACGCGGCACACAUUGCUCAUCUGACUUUUUAACCCCGUUGUACCGUGAUCGAAGAUCGAGAGAAGAGUGGUGUUUUAUCGCUGGGACAUUUCAGGGAAACGAAACGACGCGUCGUUGAUAAUUAGCAGUUGAGCUGCAACCCAGGUGCAAUAACCCAGUCGCGCAACGACGCCGAUGACAAUGCCAGGCUCGGAACAACGGCAUCAGUGAAAGAUGGUGGACAAGGAAGAGUUGAGAAUAAAGAAGGCGAAGGCCCCACCACCGCCGCUGAAUCUCAGCGAGGCGAUCGAGGAUGAAGUGCUGAACCAAAAGACUGCUAGAAUUCUUAAGAAUGAUCUUCUUCUACACGAGGCUGUGAUGAAGAACGAAGCGGACACCGUUCGCAAAAUACUUAAGGAGACUGUCGACGUAGAUUCCAGAAAUAAUUAUGGUCGUGCUCCGAUUCAUUGGGCAGCGUCUAAAGGAAACACAGAAAUUAUUGAAAUGCUGAUACAAGCUAAAUGCGAUAUUGAAGCAAGAGAUAAGUUUGGAAUGCGACCCUUACAUAUGGCCGCCCAACUCGGACACCGAGACGCGGUGAAGAUGUUGAUAAAUGCCGGGGCAAGCGUAUCUGCGCUCAACAAGAAACAGUACACACUCCUAAUGUGCGGUGCUCGCGGCAAGAACGCAGCCGUGGUGGAAUACCUCGCGGAAGCGGUGGAAUCGUUAAACGUCGAGGCCACCGACAGCACCGGGGCGACUGCCCUUCACCAUGCAGCCAUCACCGGAGGACAUCCCGCGGUAAUCACGGCGCUUGCAAAUAUCCCGCGGAUCGUGCUGGACGCCACGGACAAGAAUGGACAAACGGCGUUGCACUGUGCUUGCGCUGGGGAACACUUGGACACGGUUGAGGCCCUUAUAGGAUUAGGAGCGAAUGUAGACGCCCAGGAUAACGAUGGCAAUACCCCACUUCACGUAGCUACCAGAACGAGGCACACAGGGAUCGCGCAAUUAUUAUUAAAAGCUGGAGCGAACACCGAGCUAAUCGACGCGGAGGGUUUUACUCCCCUUCAUGUCGCCGCAAGCCAGGGAUGUAAAGGAAUACUCGACUCCAUGAUUCAGCACGGGGCCGAUCUUAACAAGCAGUGUAAGAACGGUAAUACACCUUUGCAUCUGGCCUGCCAAAACAACAAAGUAGAAACGGUAGAGAUAUUAAUUAACAAAGGCGUCGAUCUCAAUUGUUUGAAUUCGAGGCUCCAAUCGUCCAUACAUAUCGCGGCCGAGAUGGGACAUACGGAUAUCUGCGAAUUACUUCUUGCAGCAGGCGCGAAUAUCGAGCAGAAAGAACAGAGCGGCCGGACGCCACUUUACAUCGCAGCGAGGGGCAGUUUCACGGCCAUCGUCGACAUGAUCAUUAAGACCGCCAGAUUGGAUUAUCCGACCCCGGAAAUCUCGAAUUCUGACAAGGAGGUCCGAGAGCUGACUCCGGCGCGAAGAUGGUGGAGGGAAGGAUCGCGCGGUGGCAGCAUCUCCAGCAACAACGGCCGCCUCACGGAGCAAGUUCGAUCCGUUUUAUGGAAAUUGGCCUACAAGCAACUGGCACCUGGAGACUGGAAAAAGUUGGCCUUUCAUUGGGCUUUCACCCCCGAGCAGAUCAGAGCUAUCGAGCAUCAGUAUACGGCCUCAAUUGCAGGUCCCUCGAGUUACAAGGAGCACGGAUUUCGAAUGUUAAUGAUCUGGGCCUCCGGACUGAAUCCAGACAUACCAUUGAUAAAAGAGCUCUGUGAAGCUUUAUCAGCGGUGAACAAGAAAGCAGUUGCUGAUUCCAUUCGCAAACAAGUGGAGCAGGGAGACGACGGUAAGAAAUCGAAAGGACAACGAUGUCACAAAUGCUCCAUCACGUGAAUGUUUACAAGUGCCAAGUGCUCACACGUUAAUUCUACACACACAUAUGAUAUAUGAAAAUGGAUAUUGUAUGUAAUAACGAAUGGAUAUUGUAAUUUACGAUAUAAUAGCUGUUCUCGUUAAAAGCUUACUUGCAAUGUAAUGAGGAGAGUUCAACGAACUUGGCGAAUGUCAUUAACGAAGAAUUUAUGAGAAAGGAAAAGAAAAAAGUAUAUACGAUUGUAUAAAUGCCUUUUGUACGAAUAAUACGUAAUGUUACGCCAAAUUAUUAGGACCCAAAUAACGAAUAUAUAAUUUUAUGGCAAAGCUAUAGCUGUCAUAGAUCAUUUCGAGAGAAUAAGAAUUUUUCUUUAUAAAAUUUCAGGCAUAUAAUUCGACGAGAGUUUACAUCAAUACUCGCAAACUUUUUAGUAAAAAAAAAACGUUCGAACUUAACUCAAAGUAAGACUCGUCAUAAAUACAAUUAAUCUGUCGGUGUUAUUGUGUAAAAAAUCACGUAAUUAAAAAAUUCCAAAGAAAAUAAAAUUCAUAAUAAGUUAUUCACAAAUUUUUGGACCAGGAAGAUUGUAUAAUCUUAUCCUAUCGUAUUCUAGACAAGUUGAUUGAAGAUUAUAAUUACAUACAGUAGCUUCACUUUAGAGUUACUCACUUUAAAAAAGUCUAUAGACCUGUUAUAUCGUCGCUAGGUUAAAUAUCAUUUACAUGACGCGACAACGGUGAAGAAGAUAUUUGAAUUAUAUACAAAUAAUAUGUGCAAAAAGAGAAAUACUUAAAAUGGAGUAUUUGAAUAAUUAUACGUACGAAACCAAGCCGUCCUAAGCUAAUUUUAAUUCAGGCGGACUAUCACAUUUCCGUUUUACUUUCGCGAUUCUUUUAUAUAUAUAAGAGAAGCGCCUCCGUAAUUCGUAUUAUAGAAACAAAAGUUAGGACGCAGAAGCCAUCGAAAAAGCGAUACAAUUGUAAAAUCAAAGUAACAAUCGAAUGUACAGACUUUUCGGAAUAAUAUUAAUAACGCAUAGAGUAAGUGUGAGAGUAAAUUUUGCAGGGCUUUCGAUGUGAUAACAGUUUAUUAGAUUAGACCUAUUAGACCUCGAAUAAGGAAUGUAAUGUAAAAUCCAUAGCGAUUAUCGUACGGUUCUCGAGAAAGAGAGACAAUCUACAUAUCUGAAACUUACAAAUUUAGAUCUAACUACGAACGAUAACAUUGUACGCGCGUAAUUUCAUCUUUCGCAGAAUUAUAUAAAUUAAAAGUUAU